Larimichthys crocea (large yellow croaker) is the source of this 788-nucleotide messenger RNA. RefSeq lists its product as uncharacterized. The transcript is spliced from 3 exons. The annotation marks the transcript as partial. Lineage: Eukaryota; Metazoa; Chordata; Actinopteri; Sciaenidae. The record is from RefSeq and is a predicted model, not a curated record.
CCCAGAUCAUUCUCUUCAACCGGCGCAGGGAAGGAGAGGUGGCAAGCAUGUCCUUAUCUGCGUUUUCAUCAAGAGACUCUUCUGAUCCACAUGAGGAUGUAGACUGGGCACUCUCCGAAGUGGAAAAAAAACUCUGCAGACACUUCUCAAGGAUUGUCAUCAGAGGAAAACGUGGUCGCCCUGUUCCAAUUCUUCUGACUCCAAAAAUGCUGGGUGCAUUAGAACUCCUUGUUCAGCAGAGAGAGGCCUGUGGGGUUCUAAAGGACAAUGGCUAUAUGUUUGCAAGACCUGAAGCUAUGACACAUUUCCGAGGUUCAGACAGCCUCCGUGGCUUUGCGAAGGUGUGUGGUGCAAAGUGUCCCAAGGCACUGACAUCUACCAAACUACGAAAGCAUGCUGCUACCCUUUCAACUGUGCUGAACAUGACAGACACAGAGAUGGACCAGCUGGCCAAUUUUCUUGGACAUGAUAUAAGAGUCCAUCGGGAGUUCUAUCGACUCCCUGAGAAGACCCUGCAACUGGCCAAGAUCAGCAAAGUUCUUAUGGCACUCGAGCAAGGAAGAUUAUCUGAGUUUCAUGGCAAAAACCUGGAUGAAAUUGGGAUAGAACCAGAUGAAAAAGUCCUGGACAGUGAUGAGGAAGACCCGAGCAUCCAAGAUGGAAACUGUCCCAGUGGUGAUGAAACAUCAGCUGAGGAGACAUUUCAUCCUACUGAGAGAAAUGAAAUGCCUUCACGACCAUCCAAAAGACGUGAACCACCACCAUCAGAUGAUGAGAUAUCUUCAGGA